AGAGAAGGUGAAGGAUCAUUUUGGCUUUGAGCUGACUGAGGACAUCCCAUCACCAGAGCUGUUGCAUCUAGUGGCACUCAACUCAGACAUGAAGAUCUUUGCUCUUUUCAUUGCUGUGCUCCUUCUACUGCUCCAAGGCACUUUAGGUUUCAUGCGUGCACCCAGCAACCAUGAGCAAUGCAAAGAGGCUGGGGGUAUCUGUGCCGCUGGCCGCUGCCCUCUGCCGAACACCAGGUCCUUUGGGCGCUGCCAGAAAGGGGUCCCCUGCUGUCAGGCUGUGUAUGAUUAGUGACUGUUAGGAUCUCCAACCAAGUGAGCAGAGCUGUUGGCAAUGCAAGAAAUGCAUCAUCCCACUGGAAAAACUCUGA
This is a messenger RNA of Pogoniulus pusillus (Red-fronted tinkerbird), 368 nucleotides long. Its product is annotated as gallinacin-8-like. The record is from RefSeq and is a predicted model, not a curated record. Gene Ontology annotation, molecular function: chemoattractant activity; CCR6 chemokine receptor binding. The transcript is spliced from 4 exons. Bases 89 to 289 code for a protein of 66 amino acids. Gene Ontology annotation, cellular component: extracellular region. Gene Ontology annotation, biological process: cell chemotaxis; defense response to bacterium. NCBI's taxonomy places the organism in Eukaryota, Metazoa, Chordata, Aves, Piciformes, Lybiidae.